AUGAGCCAGAAAAUCGGCAUCUUCCCAGCCUCAGGCGCGUUCGCAACGAGCAUCAUCAACCACCUCCUCAAGCUCGUCCCCGCGUCGCAACUCGUCCUCAUCGCGCGAAACCCAGAGAAGCUCGCCUCGCUCUCCGGCGCCGGCGCAACCGUCCGACGAGCCGACUACGAUGAGCCCCAAACCCUCGACCGGGCCUUCGACAACGUCAGCAUCCUCAUGCUCAUCUCCUACGCCUCGUUCGAAAUCGAGUAUCGCAUCAAGGCCCACCGCACCGCCAUCGACGCCGCCCGCCGCAGCGGCGUCAAACACAUCUUCUACGCCUCGCUCGCCUUCGGCGGCGAUCUAGGCGAAAGCAGCGUCGCACACGUCAUGGGCGCGCACCUCGCGACGGAGAAAUACCUCGCCGAGCUGCCCGGCCCCACCACCUACACCGCGGUCCGCGAGGGCCUGUACUCGGAGUCCUUCCCGAUCUACACGGCGUGGUUCGACCUGCAGAACCCCGUGGAGGACGUGUGCAUUCCGCACGCGGGCACGGGACCGGGGGUUGCGUGGGCGAAGCGCGAUGAGCUCGGCGAGGCGACGGCGAAGAUGGUGCAUGCGUAUGCGAAGAACCCGGCCGGGUUCCCGUAUCUGGAUCGCGUGGUGCUGCUGUCGGGUCCGCGCGAGGUGAGUAUGAGGGAGACGGUGGAUGUGUUGGGGAGGGUGGUUGGGAAGCCGGUGCGGAUUCGUCAGAUCGGGGUCGACGAGUAUGUGAAGCUGCCGCAGGUUGGGGAUAAACAUACCUACCACGGGGUGAACCUGGCGCGCGAGUGGGCGACGGCGUGGGAGGCGAUUGCGCGCGGGGAGGCGGCGGUGGUGUCGCCAGUGCUGGGGGAGAUACUGGGGAGGGAGCCGGAGGAUUUUGAGACGACGGUGAGGGCCAUGGCUAGUUCGUAG
This is a messenger RNA of Aspergillus clavatus NRRL 1, 936 nucleotides long. RefSeq lists its product as uncharacterized. The transcript is spliced from 2 exons. The coding region runs from base 1 to 936 and encodes 311 amino acids. NCBI's taxonomy places the organism in Eukaryota, Fungi, Ascomycota, Eurotiomycetes, Eurotiales, Aspergillaceae. The record is from RefSeq and is a predicted model, not a curated record.